Messenger RNA from Ordospora pajunii, 1035 nucleotides. Its product is annotated as putative tRNA pseudouridine synthase. Gene Ontology annotation, biological process: tRNA pseudouridine synthesis; mRNA pseudouridine synthesis. Bases 1 to 1035 code for a protein of 344 amino acids. The transcript has a single exon. Gene Ontology annotation, molecular function: RNA binding; pseudouridine synthase activity. Gene Ontology annotation, cellular component: nucleus. The record is from RefSeq and is a predicted model, not a curated record. Lineage: Eukaryota; Fungi; Microsporidia; Ordosporidae.
AUGAAGAUACGAGUCGGGCUGCUUCUCGGAUACAACGGCAGUGCAUACCAUGGCUUGCAGCUCAACAACGACCUGCACACAAUAGAGAAAACAAUUGCACAAUGCUUGCUAAGCACUGGCGCCAUCACGCAGCAGAACGCAGAAGAUCCAAGAAAAAUCCACAUAAAGUCGUCUUCGAGAACAGACAAGGGCGUUCAUGCAGCAUUCAACCUUGUUUCUGUCAAAAUAUCAGUCCCAAUAACACCAGAGUUUGUGAGCUGUCUCAGAAACACACUUUCACAGGAAUGCAUUCAUCUAUAUGAUGUGGUGCGCCUUCCAAAGAGUAUCAUACCAUCCAAGCAAGCAGACGCCAGGAUAUAUGAGUAUGUCGUGCCCACGUUCUUUCUUAUGCAAAGCAACUUUUCUCAAGAGGUUGAUGAGAUGCAAAGAUCAGACAUGUCAAAGGAAAAGUUUGGAUUGUGGAGAGAGUAUCCAGAAAGCUUGAUAGAUCAAGUCGUUGGAUACACUUCACCCAAGGAAGACAUCCAGACGUUCAACGAGAUUCUCCAGAAAUACCUGGGCACACAGGACUUCCACAACUUCACAAAGCAGAACACAGACAAGGGAACAAAAAGAUAUAUCCGAUCAAUCACGGUUUCCGACACAUACACAUCUGACGGAAUAGAGUAUAUCAAGCUGGAGAUCACUGGACAGAGCUUUCUGCUGCACCAAAUCAGAAAAAUGGUGUUCUUUGCAAUGCUGCUGUGCAGGUAUCAGCGAAGCAGCAUAGACAUCAAAUUCGGUAUGGCUUUUGGCAAGCAAACCAUUCAUGUUCCAAAAAGCCCAUCUCAGUAUCUCUUACUUGAUAAGCCAAUCUUCCACAGGCUAAGGAAAGGCUCAUCAAUAGAAUGCAUUGAAGUGGAUGAGAUACAGCGAGAAGAAUAUAAGAAGGCAGUAAUCUAUCCAGAAAUCCACCAGAGGAAAAACCUGAUUGGGUUCUUUGCUUCGUUUGACUCAGUUAGGUUCCAUCGCGAAAACAUGAUCUUUUUGGAUUGA